Mandrillus leucophaeus (drill) is the source of this 1004-nucleotide messenger RNA. It is a transcript of the gene CSKMT, whose product is annotated as methyltransferase like 12. The transcript has 3 exons. The coding region runs from base 267 to 989 and encodes 240 amino acids. The record is from RefSeq and is a predicted model, not a curated record. Lineage: Eukaryota; Metazoa; Chordata; Mammalia; Primates; Cercopithecidae.
AUGCGCCAGACCUUUCGGAGGGAGGUGAGCGAGUCUGCGGACGCUGUAUCCCCUCUUCCACUUCCCGCUGCAGCCAAUAAAGGCCGUUCCUACCAUAGUCAGUCUGUGUCCGCGUUCUUUUUCCCGAGACUGCAGAGUUUGGGGAAGCUGUAUGCUGCCUUUCGCUACGCGGAAUUUGCAGAUCUUCCCCUGGACCUCGGGCCUCUGGAUGGAGUAGGGUGGACGCUUCACACAAGGUUCUCUGGUCGAACUUAACGAAGCUCCAGAUGGCUGCGCUGCGUCGAAUGCUCCACUUGCCGAGCCUGAUGAUGGGGACGUGCCGCCCCUUUCCGGACUCACUGGCUGGUAGCUGCCUGGCGGACCGCUGUCUCUGGGAUCGGCUGCAUGCCCAGCCCCGUUUGGGCACUGUCCCCACCUUCGACUGGUUCUUUGGAUACGAGGAAGUCCAGGGGCUCCUACUACCGUUGCUGCAGGAGGCACGGGCUGCCAUUCCUCUGCGGGUGCUGGAUGUGGGCUGUGGGACCUCCAGCCUAUGUACAGGCCUCUACACCAAAUCUCCACACCCAGUGGAUGUGUUAGGGGUGGACUUUUCUCCUGUGGCUGUGGCCUACAUGAACAGCCUCCUGGAGGGUGGCCAAGGCCAAACACCUCUAUGCCCUGGGCACCCUGCCUCCAGCCUCCACUUCAUGCACGCCGAUGCCCAGAACCUGGGGUCUGUGGCUUCUUCAGGCUCUUUCCAACUACUGCUGGACAAGGGCACCUGGGAUGCUGUUGCCAGGGGAGGUCUGCCUAGGGCUUACCAGCUGCUAUCAGAAUGCUUGCGGGUUCUAAACCCUCAGGGGACCCUAAUUCAGUUCUCAGAUGAGGACCCUGAUGUGCGACUGCCCUGCCUGGAACAAGGGUCCCAUGGCUGGGCUGUGACUGUGCAGGAGCUAGGCCCUUUCAGGGGCAUCACCUACUUUGCUUACUUGAUUCAAGGCUGUCAUUAAAGACAUUUUAGUAGU